Scophthalmus maximus (turbot) is the source of this 2444-nucleotide messenger RNA. Its product is annotated as tyrosine-protein kinase STYK1. The record is from RefSeq and is a predicted model, not a curated record. The transcript has 10 exons. Bases 135 to 1613 code for a protein of 492 amino acids. Gene Ontology annotation, molecular function: transmembrane receptor protein tyrosine kinase activity; ATP binding. NCBI's taxonomy places the organism in Eukaryota, Metazoa, Chordata, Actinopteri, Pleuronectiformes, Scophthalmidae. Gene Ontology annotation, biological process: positive regulation of kinase activity; multicellular organism development; protein phosphorylation. Gene Ontology annotation, cellular component: signaling receptor complex.
CACACAUUCUGAAGGAUAAAGGAAGGUGCCGGUGUGAUUUGUUGACAUAAAUGCUUUACUUUGUGCCAGCGUUCCCUCAUAAAGGGUGUGUGUGUGUGUUCGUGUAUAAUAAGAGGUUUGGAUGAUGUUGGAUUAUGAAGUCAGGAGCACUUUGCUCCCGUGCUGCACCGACAUGUACAUCUGUCGUAGGCGAGCGACGGCGCUCUGAUCGCGUCAACACUGCCAUCACAUCACCACGACGACCUGCGGUUCACACGCUUACCGGGUGCGUGUCGAUACAGGACGAGGUAGGAUGUCUUCCAACUCCUCGGCCGCCAACGUGUGUGCGCCGGACGACAACCUCUGUAUCAGUAACAAGGGAGCACAUGCAGGCGGUGAUCAUCGUCCCGACGCUGCUCCUGUUCGCCAGCCUCGUCACCCUGCUGUGCCUUUGCUUCCUGAGGUUCUGUCCUGAGCGGAGGCGGUCGCGGGUCGCCGCCCCUCUGACCUUCGUCUCAUCGCGCAGACACUCGCGGAGGCCCAACAACAGAGGUCGCUUACAGGGCAUUGACGCGCCCCCUGGGAUAAACCCACUGGAACACGAGGAGCUGCCCAUGUCAGUGCAACAAGUGCAGCAGAGUGUGGCGCCCGCUGCGGCUGCGAUGCCACAAACGUCCACAGAGGGGCGUCACGGAGCCUUCAGCCAGGUCACCGCCCUGCCGCGCUCCUUCGCCGUCGAGCCCAACAACGCGGUCACCGUCUACAGAGCCCGCAUGGACAACAGGGACGUCGUCCUGCGGGCGCUGAAAAAUACGGCGAGCAGCAGUGAGAAGCAGGACUUCCUGGAUUUCGCGUCCUUCGUCUCUGGACUGGGGCCACACCCCUUCUUACCGGAGCUGCUGGGUGUCGUGUCGGUGCAGUCGCCCCCGAUGAUGGUGAUGGAGGAGCUGCAGCACAGAGACCUGCUGGGCUUCCUGUGGAGAUGUAGACAGGCACAGGGCAACUCGGGUCUGGAGUCUCCGUGUCACAUGACAGAGAAGAGGAUCUUCAUCAUGGCAGGACAAGUGGCCUCUGCUCUGGAGUAUCUGCACGGCAAAGGCUGCGUCCACGGCAACGUGGCGGCUCGCAGCGUUCUGGUCGGUGGGGAUCUGACGGCGAAGCUGUGGGGACUGGGCCCGGCCCACCGCAGGAGAACGCGGGCCGGUUUGCCGGGGGGCGUGGCCACGGAGGACACGGAGAUGAGGAAGUGGCAGGCGCCCGAGGUGCUAUCCACGAGGGCAGUCAGUCAGAGCAGUGAUGUAUGGUCCUUUGGUAUCCUGCUCUACGAAAUGGUCACGUUGGGCGAGCCACCGUUCGCUCCGAUCCGGGCGACUGAACUUCUGCAGCAUCUGCAGAGAGGGAAGCAUCUGAAACGACCGGCCAAGUGCUCCAACUCACUGUACCACGUCGUCCGCUCCUGCUGCCACUGGAGCCCGCAGCAGCGGCCCUCCGUGACGGAGCUGCUCCGAAACCUUCGGGCGGGAGAACAGUCCGCCAAUGGGAGGACAGCGCUCAGAGCGUCGCAGCCAAUAGACAUCGAGAAGUACCUGAGGGAGGCGGGGUUCGGAGAGACGUACAACUACACCGUGCUCUGAUUGGCUGAGCGCCCUACAUCACUCAGAGCCUUGUUGCUACCGCAGCGAAGAAGAACUUUCUGUCAGGGAAAAUACACACUAGAAUAUUGUUUAUGACAUUUAAAAAAUGUUGUUUGUGCACUCGUCUGCACAGUUGGAGAAGGAUUUAUGAAAUGCACUCAUUUGAUAUAUUUAAUAUGUGGAUUGUAAAUAUGUAUUUUUUUCUGUAAACUAGAAUUUUGACCAUUUAGAUAACUACUAUGAAAAAAACUAAGUUUAUUUGUACAGAGCAAAUAGUUUGUGGGGGAAGACAAGUAUACACCACACAACUGACUGAAAACUAUAGGGCCAAUUAUUUUUAUUUUAUUUUAUCCAUUACAUUCUUUGUUCACCUCUGUAAAGCCGCCCUGGGUUCCUUGAAAGGCACUUUAUAAAUAUAAUUAUUAAUUUUUAUUCAGUCCGGUCAGGAAGAGCACAAAGUCAGCCAGAGAUGGUGUUUGACAAACUCAGGGAAUUAACUGUAAUUGGCACUUAAUAAAAUUAAUAUCUGUCAGAAAUCAACAAACUAAUUACUCCAGAUAUGACUAAGCCAUAGAAAUGUGGUUGGUCGCUAUUCCCCUGUUACAGAAACUCUGUUUCUCCUGUUGCCCUGGUCUGCAGUGGGCACUUAAUUAAACAAAAAUAUAUUUUUUUAUCUAGUUAAUUUAAUUUAAUCGGAGAAACAGCUUGAUGCACGGAGUCAAUUUUUUAAGUAAUUCUGCAAAAAGUGCAUUUUGGAAGUAAUCCACGAAAAGUCUGGCAUGUCAAUUUUUUUUCAAGGUGCCAAAUAAAAAAAUGAAAACACAAGCAUCA